Thermochaetoides thermophila DSM 1495 is the source of this 3297-nucleotide messenger RNA. RefSeq names its product eliminates the production of nonsense-containing-like protein. The record is from RefSeq and is a predicted model, not a curated record. Gene Ontology annotation, cellular component: cytoplasm. Lineage: Eukaryota; Fungi; Ascomycota; Sordariomycetes; Sordariales; Chaetomiaceae. Gene Ontology annotation, molecular function: zinc ion binding; RNA binding; ATP binding. The transcript has 2 exons. Bases 1 to 3297 code for a protein of 1098 amino acids. Gene Ontology annotation, biological process: nuclear-transcribed mRNA catabolic process, nonsense-mediated decay.
AUGGAGGGUGCUUUUACUCACCUAGGAAACCACCUUGUUUCCGACUCGGCUGCGGCUAUCAAAGCCGGGGGCUCUGACGAGCUGUCUAACCUCGAUCCGGACGAGCACCUUCUUUAUGGCGUGCAUGGCGGACGGGGCGGUGGUGCUCGCACCGGUCUGAGUAGUGCCAGGCGCCGCCAGGACGACGACGACAACGAUACCGAAGUCCUGGAUGACGAUGACGACGAGAGCCUGGCUAGUGUCCCGGUUGAGGGCAUGAAGGGACUCAAGCUUAAGAAGGAGGAGGAGAAAGAACUGCCCCCUCAUGCUUGCGCAUACUGCGGUAUCCACUCUCCUGCCAGCGUCGUGAAGUGUCUCACUUGCGAAAAGUGGUUCUGCAGUGCCCGUGGCAAUUCCAGCUCUUCGCAUAUUAUCAACCACUUGGUGCGCGCCCGCCACAAGGAAGUCCAGCUCCACCCACAGUCGUCCCUGGGUGACACGAUUCUCGAAUGCUACAACUGCGGUACCAAGAAUGUCUUCCUCCUCGGUUUCAUUCCUGCCAAGUCCGAUACCGUGGUUGUGCUCCUGUGUCGUCAACCUUGCGCUGCGAGCACAUCGGCCAAGGACAUGAGCUGGGAUGUUUCGAGAUGGCAGCCCCUUAUUGAGGACCGAUCCUUCCUCCCCUGGCUUGUCCAGCCCCCUACCGACGCCGAGCAACUUCGGGCACGUCACCUUACCCCUCCGAUGAUUGCAAAGCUCGAGGAAAUGUGGAAAGAGAGUCCCAAUGCGACCGUCGCUGAUUUGGAAAAGAAUAAUGGCGUCGAUGACGAACCGCAUCCGGUGCUGCUCAAGUACGAGGACCCGUAUCACUACCAAAAUAUCUUUGGCCCGCUCGUCAAGAUGGAGUCCGACUAUGACAGGAAGCUGAAGGAGGCUCAGUCGGAGGACAAUCUCCAGGUUCGCUGGGAUAUGGGCCUGAACAACAAGCACUUGGUCAGCUUUAUCCUUCCGAAGAUUGAGUCCGGAGACGUCAAGCUCGCCGUUGGCGACGAGAUGCGUCUCAAGUACAAGGGCGACCUCCGUCCCUACUGGGAGGGCGUGGGCUACGUUAUCAAGAUCCCUAACAACCAGUCCGACGAGGUCACUCUCGAAUUACGCAAGUCACCGAACGACAAGUCUGUGCCAACCGACGUUACGACCUGCUUCUCGGCCGACUAUGUCUGGAAGGCCACCUCAUAUGACCGCAUGCAGGCUGCAAUGAAGACCUUUGCCGUCGACGAAAUGAGCGUUUCAGGCUACAUUUUCCACAAGCUUCUCGGCCACGAAGUGGCAGUCGCUCCUAUGAAGACACAGCUGCCUAAGAAGUUCCAUGUGCCUGGCCUUCCGGAGCUGAACCACAGUCAGAUUACAGCCAUCAAGACGGUGCUCUCAACUCCGCUGAGCCUAAUCCAAGGUCCUCCGGGCACGGGAAAGACAGUUACCUCGGCCACCAUUAUCUAUCAUUUGUGCAAGAUGAACAACAGCCAAGUGCUGGUCUGCGCACCAUCCAACGUUGCCGUUGACCAGCUUUGCGAGCGUAUCCAUCGUACCGGCCUGAAAGUCGUCCGUCUGACGGCCAAGUCUCGAGAGGAUGUUGAGUCGUCGGUGAAGUUCCUGGCAUUGCAUGAACAAGUGCGUAUGCACACUGGCAACCCGGAUCUCCGCAAGCUUGCGCAGUUGAAGGCCGAAGUUGGCGAACUGUCGUCACAGGAUGAGAAGAAGCUCAAGCAGUUGACGCGCCAAGCUGAACGGGAGAUCCUUGCCAAUGCGGACGUUGUGUGCUGUACCUGCGUCGGCGCUGGCGACCCGCGCCUGGCCAAGAUGAAAUUCCGGAACGUACUGAUCGACGAAUCUACGCAGUCGGCUGAGCCUGAGUGCAUGAUUCCUCUUGUCUUGGGUUGCAAGCAGGCAGUUUUGGUCGGCGAUCACAAGCAGCUCGGCCCCGUCAUCAUGAACAAGAAGGCCGCCAAGGCUGGCCUGAACCAGUCUCUCUUCGAGCGCUUGGUAAAGCUCAACCUGACGCCGAUCCGCUUGAACGUCCAGUACCGAAUGCACCCAUGCUUGUCCGAAUUCCCUUCGAACAUGUUCUAUGAGGGUUCUCUCCAGAACGGCGUUACCCAUGCGGAGCGCAUCCGUAAGGAUGUCGACUUCCCCUGGCCGGUCGCCGAUAUGCCCAUGAUGUUUUGGUCAAAUCUGGGAAGUGAGGAGAUUUCGGCUUCGGGUACGUCGUAUCUGAAUCGUACUGAAGCGGCGAAUGUCGAGAAGGUUGUAACCCGCUUCUUCAAGGCGGGCGUCAAGCCUAGCGACAUCGGUGUGAUCACGCCGUAUGAGGGCCAGCGUAGCUACAUCGUUAGCACCAUGCAGAAUACGGGCACCUUUAAGAAGGAGUGGUAUAAGGAGGUCGAGGUUGCCUCUGUGGAUGCCUUCCAGGGCCGUGAGAAGGACUACAUCGUGCUUUCUUGCGUCCGGUCAAACGACAAUCAGGGCAUCGGUUUCCUCUCGGAUCCCCGCCGUCUCAACGUCGCGCUCACUCGCGCCAAGUAUGGUCUGGUCAUCAUCGGCAAUCCCAAGGUGCUUGCCAAGCACGAGCUCUGGCAUCAUCUUCUCGUGCACUUCAAAGACCGUAAGUGCCUGGUUGAAGGCCCGCUCAACAACUUGCAGACAUCACUGCUACAGUUCCCUAAACCCAAGACGGCCUAUCGCCAGCCCCGCUGGCAGCAACAGCAACAACAGCAGCAGCACGUUGCCGGUGGUUAUCCCAAUGGUCGUUAUGGAGGCAUGAACGGUUCUGUCCGUGACUACGAAACUGGCUCAAUGGUCUCGUAUAUCCCUGAUGACGUCUCUUCCAUCCACAGCUCUGCCCUCGGCGGCGUCGGCCUUAGCUCGGCCUACCCACACAUUUUCUCCAACUUCCAUCCUGACCAGUGGCCCGGUCUUCCCGGCGUCCACGCGGGCGGCCGUCCUGGCACCAAAGGCCGUGGCCGCGGCGCAGAGAGUGUGGCUGGCGAGAGUGUCGCCCCUAGCGAAUACACAGAUGCCGGCGCCAGCGUUAUCGGCGGUAAGGGCGUCGGCCAGGGCGGUGCUAGCUUAGGUGCCGGUCUUACUGAGACGGUACACACAGCUCGCCCUGCUUCAUACAGCCAGAGCGAUCGGCUGAAGCAGUAUGUUGAGACGGGCGGUCGUAUGGGUGUUGGCAAUGGGUAUGGUCGGCGGUAUGAUGACGAUGAGAAAAGUGUCAGCACCGCAUUUGCGAGCCAGAUCGGCUCGGGGUUUGACUGA